AUCUAAAUCAAAGAUGAGUGUUAGAACUUCAUAGAAACCUUAACAAAAUAUUUAAUAAGUUCAAGAUCCUUAAAUAUAGAUAUCAAAUUUACAAAGGGAAAGAGAUCAAUUGCAAAGCUAAUUAAAUUAAGCAAAUAAUAGAUUAAAGAUUUUUGAGAGGGACAGUACAUUAAAAUAAAGAAAAAUUGAAGAAAUUUAAUACUAAUUAGAUCGUUCUUUAACAUAAAGUCAACAAGAGAUAAAUAUUGAUAAAUUAAAUUAAUCGUUUUAAGAUGAUGAUGAAAAACGAAAGUUAAAACUUUAAGUAUAGGAUCUUCAAAUGGCUCUUAAAUUGUUGCAAUAAAAACCUCUAGAUUUUGAUAGAGAAAUUACAAAAUCUGUAAUUCAAAGAGAAUCUCUUUAAUCAGACUUUAGUUCUGCAAAUCAAACCAUAAAGUAAUUAUAAAAUAAAAUUGAUGACUUGUAAAAUCAAUUAAAGAAACAAAACAGUUUAUAAAUUGAUACAAGCAAUUAACAUAUUUUAGAUUUAUAAGAUAGAUUAGCAAAAUUGCAAAUCUAAUGUGAUAAAUAGGUAAUUUAAAUUAAUGAAUUAAAUUAAAAUAAAUUGGUAUAAUAAAAAGAAAUCGAUUCCCUUAAAAAUUUAAUUAAUUCAUAGACUUUGAACCAUAAGCAAGAACAAUCAUAAAAUGAAUUGAGAUAUUCAAAAGAAAGUCAAGUUCUUUCUCUUAAUUUAACAAACAAAGAAUCUGCUCUAUUAACUACUGAGUAAAGAUUAAAGUAGGCUCAAGAGUAUUUAUAUCAAUUAUAGAGAAAAUAUGAUUAAGAUACUCUUUAAAUAAGAACAGAACUAAUAGACACAAAAGAUUAAAGUAAUAGAUUUAAGGAUUAACUUGAUCUUUAAUCAAAAUUGUUAGAACAAGUUCAGAAUGAAAAAGCUCACCUAUCUAUGAUGUAUGAAAAGCUUUAGUUGGACACAAAUUCUUUAUCUUUUCAAUUGUAAUAAUAACUGAAAAACGAAGAAUCAAAAUAUUUAAGAGAUAGUACAACUUUAUAAUAACAAAUCACAGAAAAGGAACUUAAAAUUUUAGAAUAGGAUAAAUUGAAAAGAGAAUUAGAAAACAAAAUUUUUUCAUAAUAAUAAAAAUUAGACCAGGAUACAUAUAAUUUUAAUAAUUCUAUUAAUGAUCUAAAAGACUAAUUGAAUAGACUCUAAAGGUAAUUAGAUGAUAAAAUUUACCAAUAUAAUUAACUACUUGAAGAGAAACAAUAAUUACAAAAUUCUUAUAUAUAAUUACAAGAAGAAAUUUCUGUUUAAAAGUUAAGAUACCAAUAAGAUUUAAAUAAAUUGGAAAUCUAAUGUAAUAAAGAAGUAUAAUGGUUAUAAUAACAGUUAAAUGAUAGGAACUUACUUAUAGGAGAAUUAGAGGCAAAAUUAAAAUCAACAAAUGAACAAUUAGUUACUCUUUAAAGAAGAUAUGAUCAAGAAGCUCAAUUAAAUAAUUAACAUUGUGCUAUAUAAGAAGAUUAAAUCAAAAAUUUACAAGAUUAAUUUGAUUCAAAAGUAUUAUAAAAUACUCUCUUAAAUUCAGACAAAUAAUUAUUAAAUCAAUAAUUAGACAGAUUAACAUAAAAUUAUAAUGAAUUGAAGUUACAAUAUAAUAACGAUAAUGAUAAAUUAAAAGAAGAGUUGUUAAAAUUAAAAAAUUAAUUUAAUGAUAAGUAGUAAGCUUAUUUAUAAUUAGAUAAUCGUUAUAAAUAAUUAAAUGAAGAAUAUUUAUAAUUAUAAGUUAGGUUUGAAAAAGAAAUAAAUAUGAUGAAUUUAUAAUUUAAUAAAAAAUUAGAGGAGAAUUAAUUGUUAUAAGAUCAAUUAAAAUAGGAAUAAUUACAAUCUUAUAAUAUGGAAUAAUAAAAUAUUCUUCUUAAAAAUUAAGUUAAUCUGUAAAUGGAAGAUAUUCGUAAAAGGACUGAAUAAUAAUUAACUGAAUAGUAUUAAUCAUUGUCUAAUGACUAAAAAGCUCAAUUUAAUUUAUUACUGAAUUCAAUAAAUUAAGAAAAUUAAUAAUUAAAGUAUGAGCUUAAUUCAAAAGCAGACAAAAUAAGAUAAUUAGAAAAUGAAGUUUAGAGUUUAACAAUUGGAAAUACAAAAAAUUAGAUUCUUAUAUCUGAACUGUAAACAUCAAAUCAAUAGCAAAAGUUUUAAAUUAAUGAAUAAGAAGGGAAAAUAAGAUAGUUGAUUAUGUAGGAAUUUGAUUCAAUAGUAAAAGAUUAUUAUUAUAUUUAUUUAGAGAGACAAAUCUGCUGAUCAAUAAAUUAGAAACCUCAUGAGUGAAGUUAAGAUUUUAUAAUAAAAAUUGAAAAAAAAUGAACUUUACGCACAAAAUUUGGAGGAUCAAUUAUAAAAGCGUCAAUGA
Molecule: messenger RNA, 2411 nt
Organism: Paramecium sonneborni
Lineage: Eukaryota; Ciliophora; Oligohymenophorea; Peniculida; Parameciidae
Source: the annotation of a GenBank genome assembly